CUUUCAUUUUCAUUUUUCACUUUCACGCUCCCUUAUUUCUCUCUUUCCAUUUCCUUGUUUCUCACGCCGGCGGUGAUUCGCCGGAUAACUGAAAAUUUUCGCCGGAACUAAUGGAGGUUCCCGCAGUUGAUCUUUCGAGGAAUUUCCCAAAUGACGUCUCCAUGCCGUCGCGUAUUUCGGGAAGUUUAACCGUAUAUGGAAAUCACAAGCAAAAGCAACUUUGCUUAGCAGAGUUUUGAAGUUAUUCCCUGUUUUGUCUCCCAAAAUCUGAGGCAAAUUUCUAUAUAAUAAUCAGAGAUAAAAACUAGUACUCUACCUAAUUGAGAUUUGAUUUUUUUUUUU
Messenger RNA from Rubroshorea leprosula, 342 nucleotides. The record is from the annotation of a GenBank genome assembly. Lineage: Eukaryota; Viridiplantae; Streptophyta; Magnoliopsida; Malvales; Dipterocarpaceae.